Molecule: messenger RNA, 714 nt
Organism: Cyclocybe aegerita
Lineage: Eukaryota; Fungi; Basidiomycota; Agaricomycetes; Agaricales; Hemipholiotaceae
Source: the annotation of a GenBank genome assembly
AUGUUCUACGGCCUCCUCUUCCAGCAAUAUGCGAAGAGGCAACUCUCCUCGGAGCUUUCUCGUGCUCAGGUCGAGAAUCUCCAUUCUCAGUUGAACCAGUUUCGCACAGCUUUGGUCCGUUUUGCGUCUACACACAGAGAAUCGAUCAGGAGCGAUCCAUCCUUCCGUCAUGCGUUCCAACAAAUGUGCUCUUCUAUCGGCGUCGACCCUCUCGCUGGACCCAGAAAGGGCGGUUGGUGGGCCGAGCUUCUUGGUUUAGGCGAUUGGCAGUACGAACUUGGGGUGCAGAUCGUGGAUGUAUGCGUCAGUACAAGGGAAAGGAAUGGCGGGCUCAUCGAGAUGUCAGAGCUGGUUAGGCUUGUCAGCAAGCUGCGUGGAGUGGGUGAAGGGGGGAUCACAGAAGACGAUGUCGUGCGCAGCAUCAAGACCUUGCAACCCCUCGGAGCAGGAUAUGAAGUCGUGGAGAUCGACGGAUGUCAGAUGGUUCGCAGUGUGGUAAAAGCACUAGACGAAGAUCAGACCGUCAUACUUUCCAUCGCCCGAGAGCAAGGAGGGCGGGUGAUCGAAGAUCAUCUCAUCCAACGAAAAAGAUGGACUCGUGAUCGUGCUCGAGCUGCGUUGGAAAACAUGCUCCUCAGAGAUGGGAUGUGCUGGUUGGAUGCGCAGGACGAGAAAUCCGGGCGUGCGGAGAUUGUAUAUCGUAAAUGCGACUAG